Messenger RNA from Sarcophilus harrisii (Tasmanian devil), 1488 nucleotides. It is a transcript of the gene LTA, whose product is annotated as lymphotoxin alpha. Gene Ontology annotation, cellular component: membrane. The transcript is spliced from 3 exons. Gene Ontology annotation, molecular function: tumor necrosis factor receptor binding. Gene Ontology annotation, biological process: immune response. The record is from RefSeq and is a predicted model, not a curated record. Bases 243 to 848 code for a protein of 201 amino acids. Lineage: Eukaryota; Metazoa; Chordata; Mammalia; Dasyuromorphia; Dasyuridae.
UCUCUCUCUGUCUUUGUGUCUCUCUCUGUCUCUUCUCUUUUUUUGUCCACAUGUGUCUAUGUCUCUGUCUUGGUAUAUAUAAGCUUCUUUAUAUCAGUGUGUUUUCCAUAUCUUCCUGUUUCUGUUUCUGUUCUUAUUUCCUAUUUCCUUUCUCUCUUUCUCCCUAUCCCUAAUUCUUUCCAUCCUUAUCUCCUCCCUGGUCCCUUCUCCACUUUCUCUUUCUCUCUCCUCAGAUUCUCCCCAUGACCUCAUCUGGAGUCCUAUGUCUCGUGGGGGCACUGAGCCUCCAUGCGCUUUGGCUGCAGCCACCAGAGGCUCAGGGGGCUCCCAAUCUUGAUAACUCCCACUCAUCUCGCCCAGCCCUACCCCAGACAGCUCAACAGUUCAGCCAGAAGAGCCUCAUAAGAGACACUCUCAAACCAGCUGCCCAUCUUGUUGGAGACUUCAGCGCCAAGGACUCUAUACAUUGGAGAGCAAGCACAGAUCACGCUUUCCUCCGACAUGGCUUUUCUCUAAGGAACAACUCUCUCUUGGUCCCCACAAGCGGCCUCUACUUCAUUUACUCCCAAGUUGUCUUCUCAGGAACCAGUUGUUCUCAGGUUACUCCCACCCCACUCUAUUUGAGCCAUGAGGUUCUCCUCUUCUCCACCAAGUACCAAGUUCAUGUACCCCUCCUGAGUGCUCAAAAGUCUGUGUGCCCAGGGACUCAAGGAUCCUGGAUGAAAUCAGUCUACCAAGGAGCUGUGUUCCUGCUCACCCAGGGAGAUCAGCUAUCCACUCAUACAGAGGGUAUCUCUCACCUGCUCCCGUCCCCUAGUAGUGUCUUUUUGGGGGCCUUUGCACUAUAAAGAAAUAGAAAAAUAAAGAGAAAAAUGGCUUCAAGGCCCAUCUCCAUGUCCCUUCUUCUAUUUCUACAGUUUCAAAGGUCCACAUCAUCACUCUCUGCUUCCAACAUGGUUUCAUUUCUUUCAAGUACUUCCCUUCUCUACAACCUCCAAAGACGGAAUUCUGGGUGGUUUGAAGACACUCCAGAAUGGGGGUUGAGGUGAGGAACCACACACACCCUCACCCCUAAACCACUGCCAAAUUUUGGAUUGAGAAUUUCCCAUACAAAAAUAAUAUCCAUUAGUAAUUAGAGUGAGAUUUAAGCCUGGUCAUGGAAGGGAAAAAGAAACAGGGUAUGGAGGAUGGGAAUCAGAGAUUGGUUGGUAGAAGGAAUAGAGAAAAUUAUUUAUGAAUGUUGAAUAUUAUUUAUUUAUAGAGAAACAGAGAAUGAGAAGAGGGAGCUAGAAAAGACAGAAAACUAUCAAGGGAAGACUUAUCAGGUAGACACAGAGGCAAAAUAGAGAAAAAGUAGAAAAGGAAUAAGAGAGAGGGAAGGAGGUGGUUUGUGUGAGAAAGAGAAGGACUUGUAAAAAUGGUGACAGCAGAGUGUUAGGGACCCUGCCUGGACUUAUGCCCUCAGCAAUGUUUCAAUAAAUAUUUUUC